AUGGCAUCUCCAAUUAUCACAUCGAAUUCCGACUUGGGCUUCUCAACUGAGGCCAGCAAAGCAGUUGUUACUCAAACCCGGCCCUUGGCGACAAACCUUGGAGACAGCAUUUCCAAACCAGCCAUUGCCCGAGCCAACGCAGCCGUAUCCAGGGAAAAUCCUAAUGGGACGUUUCCUGCCCGAUUUCAGGAAUAUACCCCGCUACAACAGCAUAUUCUGUUUUGGGAUCGAGACGCAGAUGGCAAGAUUUCCCCGUACGAUACCUAUAUUGGUUUCCGGGAAUUGGGGUUUAACAUCCUCUUUUCCAUCAUUGCACUUCUGAUCAUUAAUGUCAACUUCUCCUACCCGACCCGGUUGGCGUAUUCGUGGUUCCCGGAUCCGUUCUUCAGAGUCUACGUUAGUAGCGUACACAAGGCAAAACAUGGUUCUGAUAGCGGCACAUACGACAACGAAGGCCGAUUUGUCCCCCAAGCCUUCGAAAACCUUUUCGCCAAGUACGAUAAAAAAUGCGACGGUACCCUCACACUUACCGAGAUCUUCAACUUAAUGAAAGGUCAACGAGUCGCAGCAGAUCCUUUUGGAUGGGGCGCAGCAUUUUUCGAAUGGGGAACGACCUGGUUACUACUGCAAAGAAGCGGAAAGGUCUAUCGAGAAGACCUUAGGCAGUUAUUUGACGGCUCCCUGUUCUGGAGGAUCCGAGAGACACGUAUAAAGACGGGCCAUUGGCAGCAAGGUUUCGGCAUUGGUGGAGAUGGAUACUUGGGAUCGGUUCAUGUCUCUUGA
Molecule: messenger RNA, 783 nt
Organism: Penicillium cinerascens
Lineage: Eukaryota; Fungi; Ascomycota; Eurotiomycetes; Eurotiales; Aspergillaceae
Product: caleosin family protein
Exons: 5
Coding region: 1-783 (260 amino acids)
Molecular function (GO): calcium ion binding; monooxygenase activity
Source: RefSeq, a predicted model, not a curated record